Fibroporia radiculosa is the source of this 579-nucleotide messenger RNA. RefSeq lists its product as uncharacterized. The transcript has 2 exons. NCBI's taxonomy places the organism in Eukaryota, Fungi, Basidiomycota, Agaricomycetes, Polyporales, Fibroporiaceae. Bases 1 to 579 code for a protein of 192 amino acids. The record is from RefSeq and is a predicted model, not a curated record.
AUGGACUUUCUAAAUCAAGAGGAGAUUGAGGCUGCAAAGAAGUAUGUGGAGGAGCUAACCCAAUGCAAAUCAUGGAGGGAUGGGUUUUUGGUAGCAGAUGGGACUGCAAUCAAUCUUGCUGAGAAGCCAGGUCUUUUUGAUGAAUUAUUUUAUGGAAAAGACAAGACUUAUGCUAUAAAUCUUCAGGCUGUAGUCAAUGUCAAGACUCUCCAAAUUGUUGACUAUGCUGUUGGACCACCUGGCAGUGUCCAUGAUGCUACUGCUUUCAAAGAGACAUGGCUUUCUGAUUCCCACAAUUCACUUCUUAGCCCUGAUGAGUGGAUAUGGGCUGAUUCUGCCUAUACACUUGCUCAUUGGGUUCUCACUCCAUUUAAGCGCCCUCCUGGUGGUAGUCUUACACCUGAACAGAAAAGAUUCAAUCUUUGGCUCUCUAAGAUUCGUAUUGCUGUAGAGCAUGCAAUAGGUCUUCUCAAGGGGUGUUUGGAAUCUCUCAAAGAGCUUCGUAUCAGGAUUAGCAAUGAAGACAAUUGCAAGUGGGCUAAUAGAUGGAUUCAGAGCUGUAUUGUUGUUCACAAGUAG